AUGGCCGCGGCGCGGCGGUGGCGGCGGAAAUGCAGGACGCGGGACGCGGUGCUGGCGCUGCUCCUCGUCUCGGUGCUCGCGCCCCUCGCGCUCUACAGCGGCGCGCCCAUCUCCGCCUUCUCCGGCCCCGCCCUGACUGGGAGCGCCUUCGGUCGCGAUCCCUCCAAUUUGAUUGCCCGGAAUGAGGCUGGGAAGCGUCUACGUUCUCUACGGCAGGACGAAUUAGGUGCGCUGAAGGAUCCUGUACGGACAGUUGCAUCUGAUGCAAGCGUGAAAAGGGAGGGCACGGCUAUUGCGGGUGUCCAGGGCAGUCAGCUGGGACAGGAUGGUGGAAUUCAGCAAGUUGUCACGGGGAGUAGUAUAGAUAUAUCAGGUGAAUCUGGGGGCAGUAAGGACAGCAGAGCGCGCAGCAUAGAUGACACGAAGCAGGCAUCAUAUGAUUCAAGUAAGAGAAAGCGCGUUGAUGAUGGGCUUAGUUCUUUGGAAGAAGGUGCUCAGUACAGAGAGCAGAGUGGCGUAAGCAAUGUUGGUGCAGCACGAGAUAACAAAGUUCGUGGACUGCACAAUGCUGGAUACCGUAAUGUCCCAUCGGAUAAGGAAAUUACUGAUGACAGACCAUCUGAGAAAAUUACUGGUGCAUUGAUAACUACCAGUAAUACUAGUUUUUCCACAACGUCUCCAGAUAAUACAAUACUUGUUAUGAAGGACCAGUUGAAAAGAGCAAGAAGAUACAAUCGAUUUCUACCUUCUAGAGGCAAUCAUGGAUUUGUAAAGGAUCUCAGAAGAAGGACCAGGGAUAUCCAGCAAGCACUGAGUGGUGCAACCGUCGAUAGGAAGUUACCAAAGAAUGUUCAUGAAAAAAUUAGAGCGAUGGAAUCAAUAUUAACCAAGAUCAAACAAGUUCAUGAUAACUGUGCGGCUGCUAUCGAUAAGCUUCAAACAGACCUCCACUCGACAGAGAACCAGCUCGAGGCUAAAAAGCAAGAGGCUAACUAUGUAGCACAGAUAGCAGCUAAAGCUCUACCAAAAAGGCUUCAUUGUCUUGCACUGCGGCUUACAAAUGAGUACUAUUCAUCCAGUUCCAGCGUUAAGCAUUUUCCAUAUGAAGAGAAAUUGGAAGAUCCAAAACUACAUCACUAUGCAUUAUUUUCAGACAAUGUACUCGCAGCCGCUGUGGUUGUGAAUUCAACUCUUGUACAUGCUAAGAAACCAGCAAACCAUGUCUUCCAUAUUGUGACAGAUAAGCUCAAUUAUGCUGCAAUGAGGAUGUGGUUCUUGGCGAAUCCCCCGGAUAAAGCUGCUAUUCAGGUUCAGAAAAUUGAAGAGUUUACAUGGCUAAAUUCGAGCUACAGUCCAGUCCUGAAGCAACUGGAGUCCCAUUUCAUGAUCAGUUACUACUUUAAUACGCCGGAGAAUAAACCUGAUAAAAAUCCCAAGUUCCGGAACCCCAAGUACCUGUCAAUUCUUAAUCAUCUGAGGUUUUAUCUUCCUGAGAUCUUCCCAAGACUUAACAAGGUGUUAUUUGUCGAUGAUGAUAUUGUAGUCCAGCAAGACUUGAGUCCACUUUGGUCGAUAGAUCUGAAAGGCAAGGUUAAUGGCGCUGUCCAAACCUGUGGGGAGGUUUUCCAUAGGUUUGAUAGGUACCUUAACUUCUCAAAUCCUCUUAUAGCCAAGAAGUUUGAUCGACGUGCAUGUGGCUGGGCAUAUGGCAUGAACAUGUUUGAUUUGUCCGAGUGGAGAAAGCAGAAUAUUACAAAUGUGUACCACUACUGGCAAGAACAGAAUGAACAUAGACUGCUGUGGAAGUUAGGAACACUCCCUGCUGGUCUGGUGACAUUCUGGAACCACACCUGCCCUCUCCAUCGCUCAUGGCAUCUGCUGGGCCUAGGAUACAAGCCGAACCUCAACCCAAAGGAUAUCGAGCAGGCAGCUGUUGUACACUACAAUGGGAAUCUGAAACCUUGGCUCGAGGUUGGAUUGCCAAAAUACCGCAAAUACUGGUCCAAGUAUGUCAAUUUUGACCAAGCGUUCAUAAGGGAGUGCAACAUACAUCCGUGAAUUUCUGCUGUGGAAUCGUGCGCAGAGGUUGCCGAGAUGAUUAGUCUAGAUUUUGUAGCUCUGUAGGUUGUUUCUUUCCUGGUAUAUAAUGUAAGUAGUUUAGAGUGUUUGUUUUGUUUGGUUAAUCUCUUGCCUGCUUAAUAAGAGUGCAUCCAAG
Molecule: messenger RNA, 2215 nt
Organism: Lolium rigidum
Lineage: Eukaryota; Viridiplantae; Streptophyta; Magnoliopsida; Poales; Poaceae
Product: probable galacturonosyltransferase 4
Exons: 8
Coding region: 1-2058 (685 amino acids)
Molecular function (GO): polygalacturonate 4-alpha-galacturonosyltransferase activity
Source: RefSeq, a predicted model, not a curated record